AUGGCCGUUGCGCGCCAGACCGCCACCCGUCCACCCCCCCAGCCCAGCUAUAUCCUGCGUGGCCAUGUCGCACCAAUCCAUAGCCUCUGCUUUCUUCGUCGGAAUACUCGUCUGCUGACGGGCGAUGCUGACGGCUGGGUUGUCUACUGGAAGGUCGAGACCAAACGAGCCUUGGCUGUCUGGAAGGCUCAUCAUGCUGCCAUUCUGGGCACCGCCGAAUGGGGACGCGACAGGAUCAUCACCCAUGGCCGUGACAACAGUCUCAGAAUAUGGCAGUUGCGCCAGGCCGACGAAGCAACACUGUCAACCACCUUGCCAGCGGAUCAAGCAGCGGCCGACCAGCCAAAACCAUGGCUGCUGCAUACCCUUCCUGUCAAUACCCUGAACUUCUGUGCCUUUUCAAUGUCUCACAACGAUAACCAUCCCUCUGCACAGUCGCACCAACUUGUCGAGCAUUCCAAAAUCGACGACUCCACUCGCAGUGACUCUGUACUCAUCGCCGUACCCGCCAGAGACGACAAGAGAGUGGAAGUCUAUCAAUUCCCGGAAGAGAGGCUGAGGUUCAUCGUGCCGAGGGCGCAGAGUACAGACACAGGUAUGGUCAUGGCUUCCUGGUCGGAUACGAAGGGGGCCUCACAGCAGCUUUCAACCUACCCCCCACACACGAUACCCCGACCGUAG
Plenodomus lingam JN3 is the source of this 681-nucleotide messenger RNA. The record is from RefSeq and is a predicted model, not a curated record. NCBI's taxonomy places the organism in Eukaryota, Fungi, Ascomycota, Dothideomycetes, Pleosporales, Leptosphaeriaceae.